Messenger RNA from Pseudocercospora fijiensis CIRAD86, 843 nucleotides. RefSeq lists its product as uncharacterized. The transcript has a single exon. Bases 1 to 843 code for a protein of 280 amino acids. NCBI's taxonomy places the organism in Eukaryota, Fungi, Ascomycota, Dothideomycetes, Mycosphaerellales, Mycosphaerellaceae. The record is from RefSeq and is a predicted model, not a curated record.
AUGUCACUAGAAUGGACAGGAGCAUCUCCACUGAACAGGCGCGAUGCGGAUUUCGACAGCGUUAGGACCCGACUCACACGACCUUACAUCGAGGCAGAAUGGCACAAACAGACCAAGUACUUCCACGAAUCAACGUUCGAUCAACACUACGAUGGACGGUUUGCUGAUCGGCCAUUAAAAUAUUACGAAAAACAAGAACACCUGAGCUCAUUGGUGCAGACGUAUUUGACGACCAUGAACGAGAUUGGAGCGGAGUCGUGGUUAAUGCACGGAACGCUCUUGGGCUGGUACUGGAAUCGACGGGUAAUGCCCUGGGACUCUGACAUCGAUGUCAUGGUAUCCGAGACUUCCAUAGAGCUUCUUGCUCGAUACUACAACAUGAGUAUGCAUCAUUUCAAGAUCCCCGGGACAAACACGGCGAGGAAGUAUAUGUUGGAAGUCAAUCCUCACUGCUUCGAAGGCGACAUCGACAAAGAAAACCGCAUCGAUGCUCGGUGGAUUGAUACAGAUAUCGGUCUGUUCAUCGACAUCACAACACUGCGGCACAAUGAUACCGCCACUGCUGAGGGCAACGACGAGUCGAUGAUGGUAAAGGACCGACAUCACUACCUAUACGAUGACAUCUAUCCGCUGAGAGAAGGUGUCUUCGAGUCAAUGCCAGCUUGGAUUCCGUACUCAUAUGCCGACAUUCUGAUCGAAGAAUACGGCGAUCAAGCACUAUCAGACAUCUAUCACGACCAUCACAGAUUCGAUCCAGAGAAGGGAGAGUGGGUGCCGCAGAAGCAGGCAGUGUUGAGUACAUCAGACUUUGACGAAGACAAGCCAGCAGUCGAGAUUACAUGA